Messenger RNA from Fomitopsis serialis, 1506 nucleotides. Its product is annotated as cytochrome P450 monooxygenase. The record is from RefSeq and is a predicted model, not a curated record. The transcript is spliced from 12 exons. Bases 1 to 1506 code for a protein of 501 amino acids. Lineage: Eukaryota; Fungi; Basidiomycota; Agaricomycetes; Polyporales; Fomitopsidaceae. Gene Ontology annotation, molecular function: oxidoreductase activity, acting on paired donors, with incorporation or reduction of molecular oxygen; iron ion binding; heme binding.
AUGCUCUGUCUUUUCUACAUCUCUAGGGCUGGUAAACGUCCCCGCUUACACCUGUUCCCCCCUGGACCGCGAUCUCUUCCACUGCUGGGAAAUGUCCACCAAUUACCCAAGAACUUCCAGUACCGUCUAUUUGCGAAGUGGGGUCAGACAUACGGCGAUAUCAUCUUCAUGAAGGUUCUGCAACAACCCACUCUAGUCAUCAAUUCUCUGCACGCCGCAAAGGAGCUACUGGCGGUGCGGGGGGCGAAAUACUCGGACAGGUCUUCAUCCCGUUUAAUGGCGAUGAUGGGACUUGACACUACGACUCCUUUCCUCGGUUAUGGAGAACAGUGGCGCUUACAACGAAGACUGUUGCAGGCAGGCUUUGGCGACCAAGCUGCGUUGGCUCGUCUUCGUCCCGUCCAGCAGAGGGAGACAAUGGCACUGCUGCUACGUCUGUCGCAAGAGCCGGAUGCCUUUGCAUACCAUAUCAAACGCUUCGCGGCUGCGUUGAUCAUGGGUUCCACUUACGGAAAACCCUAUGAUGAGGACCUCCUCAGCUCGGGCGAGGCUAUCAUACAGAUGUUUGUUGAUGUAGCAGGCACGCCCGCCGCAGCUUUGGUGGAUACUGUUCCGUUCUCGAAGUAUGUACCCUCAUGGAUAUUUGGUAUCCUCUUGGGAUCGGGGCUCUUGGAGAAACGAUCAUUAUUGCAGCGCGUGAUGAAUUCAUCUUUUGAAGAUGCCAAGGUAGAAUUGGAAACAGGAACGCAUUCGUUCGUUACACAUGUAAUGGACGCGAGUGCGUCGAAGUUACAGCAGCGGGGCGAUGACGAAGAUACAAAAAAUGCUGCCUUCGCAAUGUUCCUUGGUAAGAUCCUGAACCAGCUAUCAAUCACCCUCAACACAUUCCUCGUCACCAUGGUCCUUCAUGGGGACGUGUUCGCGAAGGCACAGCAAAGCAUCGACGAGGUUGUAGGCACUGAGCGUCUUCCUGAUCUCAGCGACAGAGAUUCGCUGCCAUAUGUGGACGCAAUUCUCUGGGAAGUCUACCGUAUCAACCCGCCGUUGCCCAUUAGCAUUCCACGACGUGUGAUGGAAGAGGAUGAAUAUCGUGGGUAUCGCAUCCCGAAGGGAACAUUAGUGCUCCCUAAUAUCUGGUUCGUAGCGCAAAUGGCUCACGACGCCAAUCACUACACGGAUCCCGAUACUUUCAACCCAGACAGAUUUAUAGAUCCGGCGACCGGAAAACAUACAGGGCUGGAUCCUCGGGAGUACAUCUUCUCAUUCGGACGACGUGUAUGUCCUGGCCAACACUUCGGUGACGACAGCCUGUGGCUGGUGACAGCGAGUAUCAUCGCCACGUUCAACGUGAAGAAGGCGCUGGACGCGGAGGGCAGAGAGAUAACGCCUUCUUUGACCAACUUGCCGGGCAUGACCGGUCAUCUGCAGAAGUUUGAGUGUGCGAUUCAACCUCGUUCACAACGGGCUCUUGAGUUGAUCGCGGAGAGUUCAAUGAGGUUGCAUUAG